Messenger RNA from Amoebophrya sp. A120, 330 nucleotides. The record is from the annotation of a GenBank genome assembly. NCBI's taxonomy places the organism in Eukaryota, Dinophyceae, Syndiniales, Amoebophryaceae.
UCGCUGCAGCCCCGAUCAUUGCCUUCGGAGGACCACGAAGACGAUGUCGAAAAUCCUUCGGAAAGUGCCAGUCUUCAAGGUGGAGACGAGAUCGAUUCGGAUACGGAUACAGGUACGACUGGUCGUCCAUAUGAGCUCCUCCUGUCACGAGACCGCGAUGCAGAGGAUGCAGACGGCUUGGCGUUGAAUCGCAGCAGCAGAGAUAUGUUUGAACUCGAAGUGCUCGGUUUCAAUCCGGCGCACCACUACAACACAUCGCUUGGUACGCUUAGCCAACAAUUCAUCCAGCAACUGCAUCUCGGGGACAACGACAACGGAGCAAGUACGAGG